GCAUUCGGCCCCUUCCGGGUCAGAGCCGGCCAGUCGCGACCUGCCCGCAGCCAUGUGGGUCUGGGCCUACGGGCCCUUUCCGACUGGGGUGCUCCAACCUCGGGCGGAGGGCCCUGCUUUCCCCCUUCCCACAGCUUACCGCCCCCGGCCCCCCGCGCCAGGGCGGGGCGGGGCAGGCUGCUCCGAGACCCCGCCUCCUCCUGCCGCCACCAGCCCCGCCUCUCCCGCUGCUGCCGGCUCCCUCCGGCCCCGCGGUGCGGUGCGCGCGUGCGCUGGCCCUCGCCUCGGAGCAGCCAUGAUGGAAGGCCUGGACGACGGCCCCGACUUCCUCUCGGAGGAGGACCGCGGACUUAAAGCAAUAAAUGUAGAUCUUCAGAGUGAUGCUGCUCUGCAAGUGGACAUUUCUGAUGCUCUUAGUGAAAGAGAUAAAGUAAAAUUCACUGUUCACACAAAGAGCUCAUUGCCAAAUUUUAAACAAAAUGAGUUUUCUGUUGUUCGACAACAUGAGGAAUUUAUCUGGCUUCAUGAUUCCUUCAUUGAAAAUGAAGACUAUGCGGGUUACAUUAUCCCACCAGCACCACCAAGACCUGAUUUUGAUGCUUCAAGGGAAAAACUUCAGAAGCUGGGAGAAGGCGAAGGGUCCAUGACAAAGGAAGAGUUCACAAAGAUGAAACAGGAACUGGAAGCUGAGUAUUUGGCAAUAUUCAAGAAGACUGUUGCAAUGCAUGAAGUGUUCCUAUGUCGUGUGGCAGCACAUCCUAUUUUGAGAAAAGAUUUAAAUUUUCAUGUCUUCUUGGAAUAUAAUCAAGAUCUGAGUGUGAGAGGAAAAAAUAAAAAAGAGAAACUUGAAGAUUUCUUUAAAAACAUGGUAAAAUCAGCAGAUGGAGUAAUUGUUUCAGGAGUAAAGGAUGUAGAUGAUUUCUUUGAGCAUGAACGAACAUUCCUUUUAGAAUAUCAUAACCGAGUUAAGGAUGCAUCUGCUAAAUCUGAUAGGAUGACAAGAUCCCACAAAAGUGCUGCAGAUGAUUACAAUAGAAUUGGUUCUUCAUUAUAUGCUUUAGGAACUCAGGAUUCUACAGAUAUAUGCAAGUUUUUUCUCAAAGUUUCAGAACUGUUUGAUAAAACAAGAAAAAUAGAAGCACGAGUGUCUGCUGAUGAAGACCUCAAACUUUCCGACCUUUUAAAAUAUUACUUAAGGGAAUCUCAAGCUGCUAAGGAUCUCCUCUAUCGAAGAUCUAGGUCACUAGUGGAUUAUGAAAAUGCUAAUAAAGCACUGGAUAAAGCAAGAGCAAAAAAUAAAGAUGUUCUGCAGGCUGAAACCUCCCAACAAUUAUGUUGUCAGAAAUUUGAAAAAAUAUCUGAAUCUGCAAAACAAGAACUUAUAGAUUUUAAGACAAGAAGAGUUGCUGCAUUCAGAAAAAAUUUAGUGGAACUGGCAGAGUUAGAACUGAAGCAUGCAAAGGGUAACCUACAGUUGCUGCAGAACUGCUUGUUCCCGAGGAAAAUCUUUUUUCACCACUGUGGCUGCCGUCUGCUGCGUUCAUCUUUGACAGAGUCCGAGUGGGAAAGGACCAGAGGGCACUGGGCGGGACCAGCCUGCGCGCGGGCUGCGGGGCGGGACCGCCGGGGCUCCCCGGGGACACCGGACAAGCUGCGGCGGAAGGGCACCGCGGAGCGCUUUGCUUCGUGUGCUUUCUUCACAACUCCGCGGGACGCUUUUCUUUCCCUCCCGCGUUCCCGGAUCAGGCGACUGCAUGUUCGGACGCCGAGUGCAACUUGGGAAGACCCCAGAAAGAAACACUGCCACUGCCCCCAUCUUACUGGGGCGGCUUAG
Mustela lutreola (European mink) is the source of this 1834-nucleotide messenger RNA. It is a transcript of the gene SNX6, whose product is annotated as sorting nexin 6. Bases 53 to 1834 code for a protein of 593 amino acids. NCBI's taxonomy places the organism in Eukaryota, Metazoa, Chordata, Mammalia, Carnivora, Mustelidae. Gene Ontology annotation, biological process: intracellular protein transport. The record is from RefSeq and is a predicted model, not a curated record. Gene Ontology annotation, molecular function: phosphatidylinositol binding; dynactin binding. Gene Ontology annotation, cellular component: endosome. The transcript is spliced from 15 exons.